AUGUCCUCUCUUCCAGGAUCUCUUCCUCUGGCUCCUCUCCGGCCCCUGCCUCCUCUCAGGGAGGGGUUUUUCCGAUCUCUAUGCCCAUUUUGUCUAUUUCUGUCUGCCAGGGUAUUCAGGCUGGUGUGUAUCCCUUACACAUACGCCGCACAUUCCCCGUCUCUUUCUCGUUAUCUCAAGACUCUCCAUGCUGGAUCUAGUUUUAUCCUUGUCCCAGGUCUCAGUUGUCAGGGGUGUUUCUCCUUCUCUUCCCUCUCUUCUUGUCCCUUCUCUCCUAUCUGGCAUCUUGUUUUCCCGAGACGCCCAAGAAACUGUGAUUUCUGUGACUUGGUGCUUUUUCUGUACGGUGAGUACAGGGAGCAGCUGGGAAACUUUGCCCAGCGGGAGGCUGCUCGUUUGCUGACAGAGAGACAAUGGAGGAGACAGGCAGGGGAAAACACCACAGCCACCGCCCGCAGAGGGCAUGGCCGGCGGCAUCAUCAACAUCACCACCCUGUGACCUUGGAGUCGCAUCACAGUCACGCCUCUUCCACCAAAAAGCCUCGUCCCUACUCCAAAUGCCAAGAUUGUUUGGCUCGUGUGCGGCGGUACAUAGUGACCAAGAUGGGGGAGGACUGGAUAUUCCUGGUUCUUCUGGGACUGACAAUGGCUCUGGUCAGCUGGAGUAUGGACUACGCCAGUGCCAAGAGCCUGCAAGUUUAUAAGUGGAUACAUGGUGAGCUUAAGGGCAAUGUGCCACUCCAGUACCUUGCCUGGGUUACCUAUCCCAUGAUCCUUGUCAUGUUCGCCUCACUCUUCUGUCACCUGGUUUCUCCACAGGCCAUCGGUUCUGGUAUUCCCGAGCUGAAAACCAUCCUGAGAGGUGUAGUGCUGAAGGAGUAUCUGACACUCAAAGCCUUCAUAGCAAAAGUCGUCGGACUGACUGCUGGCCUGGGCAGUGGGAUGCCAGUGGGCAAAGAAGGUCCAUUUGUUCACAUAGCCAGUAUAUGUGCCGCAGUGCUGAGUCGAUUCAUGUCCAUCUUCUCCGGAGUCUAUGAGAACCCUUAUGGUUACACAGAUAUUCUGACUGUUGGCUGUGCCGUGGGAGUGGGAUGCUGUUUCGGCACUCCACUAGGAGGGGUGUUGUUCAGUAUUGAGGUCACGUCUACCUACUUUGCAGUGAGGAAUUACUGGCGGGGAUAUUUUGCUGCCACUUUCAGCGCCUUCAUAUUCAGGGUGCUCUCCGUUUGGAACAAGGAUGCUGUCACAAUUACAGCUCUCUUCAAAACUAACUUUCGGAUGGAUUUCCCCUUUGACCUCCAGGAGCUACCUGCAUUUGCAGUAAUAGGGAUCUCGUGUGGCUUCCUGGGGGCGUUCUUCGUCUACCUGAACAGACAGGUGGUUCUCUUCAUGAGAAGACCGACAGCGCUCACACGCUUCCUAACCAAACAUCGAUUGAUCUAUCCAGGUGCAGUGACACUGAUUAUCUCCACCUUCACGUUUCCUCCUGGGUUCGGACAGUUUAUGGCCGGAGAGCUGAUGCCCCGGGAGUGCAUCAACUCCCUGUUUGAUAAUUUCACCUGGACCAAAAUCCAAGGAUCUCCUGCUCCGCCCGGGCUUGGUCGCUCGUCUGCAUGGCUCCAUCCACAUGUCAGCGUCUUCGUCAUCCUCCUCCUCUUCUGUGUCAUGAAGUUCUGGAUGUCAGCAGUUUCCACCACAAUGCCCAUCCCCUCGGGCGCCUUUAUGCCAGUGUUCAUAUUAGGAGCUGCUUUCGGUCGCCUCAUAGGGGAGAUCAUGGCUACUCUUUUCCCAAAUGGAAUCCUGUUUGAUGGGAUAGUGUACCGUAUCCUGCCGGGAGGUUACGCUGUCAUUGGUGCGGCGGCGAUGACGGGAGCCGUCACACAUACGGUUUCCACUGCAGUAAUCUGCUUCGAGCUGACUGGUCAAAUCUCCCACAUCCUGCCCAUGAUGGUGGCGGUCAUCCUAGCAAACAUGGUGGCCCAGGGUCUGCAACCUUCUCUCUACGACUCCAUCAUCCAGGUGAAGAAGCUACCCUACUUGCCUGAGUUGGCCCUCGGGCACAUAAGCAAAUACAACAUCUUUGUGGAGGACAUCAUGGUCCGCAAAGUGAAGUUCCUGUCUUCUCAAUCCUCCUUUCGGGAAUUGAGCCAUCUGCUAGAGACCACAACUCUGAAAACCAUCCCCCUGGUCGACUCUAAGGAAUCCAUGAUCCUUCUGGGCUCCAUUGAGAGGACAGAGCUUCAGGCCAUCUUUGACUGGUGGCUCUCAACAGAGAGGCGAGUCUUUGAAAGAGGUCAGAGCUCACCAGGCCAGGGCUCCAAAGUCAGCUGGGAGUCCUUCACCUUCGUAGACGAAGAGGGCGUAGUGGAGAGUGCAGACAAGACUGCUCCAAUGCAAGUGGAAGAAUGUAACGGACCCAUGCCAUCUCCAAAACUUCAGGAGCCCUCCACCAACCACACAGGCUCAGACAAGCGCAGGCUGCCGUCUGUCAGGAGGACCCUUCAGAGACUCUUCUCCUCCACGCCCUCGUCAGGCCAGACUGAAACGCAGGAGACCACAACCCCUCCACUGACUGACACCAUGUCCCCAGAGGAGAUCAAAGCCUGGGAAGAGGAAGAGCUUGACAAACCGGUGGAUAUGGAGCAGAUACGUAUAGACCCCUCCCCGUUUCAGCUGGUGGAAAGAACGUCUCUGCACAAGACCCACACUCUGUUCUCUCUGCUGGGUCUCAGUCACGCCUAUGUCACCAGUAUUGGAAAGCUGGUGGGUGUCGUGGCACUGAAAGAGUUACAGAAAGCUAUAGAGGGCUCAACUCGCAGCGGGGUGAGGCUUCGUCCCCCUCUGGCAAGCUUCAGAGACGCCAGCAGGAAAACCAAGAAGCACCAGCCUCCCUCAUCCACUCCUUCCUCCCCCACUCGGGACAGAGACUUGUGGGGGGAGGGGAGCAGGAGGGAGGGGGAGCAAGUGAGAAAGGAGUCCAAGGAGGAUUCCCAAGGGAAGGCGUUGUCUUCCAGAGGAGCUCCCGUGUGUGACACUGCUUCCUCCACCCCCAGCAGCGCGGGGUGCACCAACGUCAGCCCUGCCACCACAAGAGGAACUGACAGUCCUUCCCAGGAGCCGGCGUCCCCCUCUACCUCCGCCCCUACCUCACCCUCACCUCCUGCCUCCCUUGUUUCACUCACCAGCCCUGUCCUCACACUAUCCUCCCUGCAGGAGGAGAGGGAGAGUGAGGAAUCAGACGAGCCCAUAUAGACCGGGUUUAAGAGGAAAGACUUCUUUUGAUUUCACUCCUCUUCCCCAGAGACAGAGCUGCUGUCUGGGUGCAGGAGUUGGGCUCACCUGCAGCCCCUACAGACAAUCGGCUCUCAGCGAGCAAGACAAGCUGCUGCACACAAAGCUCCUGAAACUUGUAGUACAGAUUUUUUUUCUACUCUUACAACAAUCUCACUUUUUCACUCAAAAUCUCAGGUCCCUUCCUGUGUCUUUUGAACUGUGGACGGACAAACAUGUUCAGUCCUACAAAUCACUGAUGUUCAAUGUCCAUCCAUAGCUUGGAAAUGUAUACUGUAGCCGUACGUCAUAUAUAUAUGUGUCU
This is a messenger RNA of Micropterus dolomieu (smallmouth bass), 3595 nucleotides long. RefSeq names its product chloride channel, voltage-sensitive 1b (gene clcn1b). Gene Ontology annotation, biological process: chloride transport; transmembrane transport. Gene Ontology annotation, cellular component: membrane. Bases 1 to 3252 code for a protein of 1083 amino acids. The record is from RefSeq and is a predicted model, not a curated record. The transcript is spliced from 23 exons. Gene Ontology annotation, molecular function: voltage-gated chloride channel activity. NCBI's taxonomy places the organism in Eukaryota, Metazoa, Chordata, Actinopteri, Centrarchiformes, Centrarchidae.